Messenger RNA from Cuscuta campestris, 1576 nucleotides. Lineage: Eukaryota; Viridiplantae; Streptophyta; Magnoliopsida; Solanales; Convolvulaceae. The record is from the annotation of a GenBank genome assembly.
GUGAAAAAUAAAAUGAGAACCCCUGGAGGAGUAGUUCGUAUGACCAUCCAUCCACACUCACCAAACUGGGCAGUUGAGUCCCAUCUCCACCUGUUUUCAAAACCAUCGCUGCCUUUUUCAUCUUCAGGUUUCAGGCUUUCAGCUUCCAGGGUUUUUUCUUCAUCCAUUAAAAUUUUCUCCUCCUCAUUUCCAUUCCACCCAUUCAACGGUGAUACAUGCAUGUUGAGUAAAGUUCUAAAAAUGGGUGAUCAUGGUGUUGCUCAUACUAUCCGCGUUCUCUUUUGCGGGCCCCAUUUUCCCGCCUCUCACAAUUAUACAAGAGAAUAUGUGAGAGGCUAUCCAUUUAUAAAGGUUGAUGAUAUUCCAAUUGACAAUGUGCCUGCUGUGAUUGGGGACUAUGAUAUAUGUGUUGUUAAGAACAUGAAACUGAACUCUGAUAUCAUCUCCAAUGCAAAGAAGAUGAAACUUAUAAUGCAGUUUGGAGUUGGGUUGGAAGGUAUUGACAUUAAUGCUGCUAAAGACCAUGGCAUUAAGGUUGCUAGAAUCCCUGGGGAUAUUACUGGAAAUGCAACUUCAUGUGCUGAAAUGGCCAUAUAUCUUAUUUUGGGUCUUUUGCGUAAACAGCGCGAAAUGGAAAGUGCUUUAAAAAAUAAAAAGUUGGGAGAACCAAUUGGUGACACCCUCCAAGGAAAAACAGUAUACAUCAUGGGAUAUGGGAAUAUCGGGAUUCAACUGGCAAAGCGUUUGAGACCGUUUGAUGUGAGAAUACUUGCUACUAAACGAAGUUGGUCAUCAGAUUUGCACAAGGUCAUCAAUGGAACCCACGAAAUGGAGAACACUGACCGGUUGGUUGAUGAAAAGGGCAGCCAUGAUGAUAUUUUGAAAUUUGCCAGCAAAGCCGACAUUGUUGUCUGUUGCUUAGCCAUGAAUAUGCAAACUGCUGGGAUAGUGAACAAUGACUUCUUAUCUUCAAUGAGAAAGGGAGCUAUGCUCAUUAAUAUUGCACGAGGCGGGCUGUUGGAUUAUGAUGCUGUUUUUGAUCACUUGAAAAGCGGACACUUGGGAGGUUUAGGCAUGGAUGUCACUUGGACCGAACCAUUUGAUCCCGACAACGCCAUUCUAAAUUUCCCAAACGUUAUAGUCACGCCCCAUGUUGCUGGUGUCACAGAAUUGUCCUAUAGGUGCAUGGCCAAGGUUGUAGGAGAUGUUGCUCUUCAACUUCAUGCUGGGAAACCUUUUUCCGGGAUCGAAAUUGUGAAUUGAUUUAAGUUUUAAAAAAACUUCCUCAUCACAUUGUAUUCACGAGAGUACGUUGUGCAAUAGCAUUUUCAAAGUUUCUUCAGUACUUCAGACGAUAGAAGUUUGGUUCUUGCUAGCGGGAUGGCAUUGGUGUUGUUUUAUGGUAAACCCGAGAAAGGGUCAUUAUCGUCAACGAUUUCAUGGUUUCCUCUUCUGUAACGCAUGAAAACUCAACAUAUGGUUGAACGAAAAAACCUCUAUUUGGAAAGAUUUUUUUCCUCACGUUUACUUGCAUUGAUGAUCAAGCCCGUGAAUUAAAUAAAAUGGAAAAUCAUUU